Penicillium salamii is the source of this 906-nucleotide messenger RNA. NCBI's taxonomy places the organism in Eukaryota, Fungi, Ascomycota, Eurotiomycetes, Eurotiales, Aspergillaceae. The record is from the annotation of a GenBank genome assembly.
AUGCCCGGGUGUGCGCCUCUUGGUUAUUUACACCCCCUUCUCGGCAACACAAUGGCUCCCCAAGAUGAAAACCCGACCGUUGAGGUCAACAAAGAGGAGAUCCGUCGCGCUGGCGACUUGAUCGUCAUGCGCCUCAUGGAGGUCCAGUCCUAUAUCGCCGACCUGGGCAGAGCUUAUGUUCAACACGUGAAGACCAUCACCGAGAGUGGUGACGCGACUCUGGAACUGCCUGCUGGUCCCUCUGGCUUCAUGGGCAAUGACUAUGCCCGUGCUGGCAGCCCCGCCCGUUCCGAGGCUGGCGGCCCCAAGAAGCGCAAGCGCGCUCCUGCCGACCCCAACAUGCCCAAGCGCGCCCUGACCCCCUACUUCCUGUACAUGAAGCACAACCGCAGCAAGAUUGCUGCCGACCUAGGCAAGGAUGUCCGACCCAAGGAGGUCGCCGACGAGGGAACCCGCCGCUGGCAGGCGAUGGAUGCCUCCGAGCGCGAGCACUGGAAGUCCAUGUACACUGAGAACUACAACAAGUACAAGGCCGAUGUAGCUGCCUACAAGGCCGGCGGCAAGGUCCCUACCGGUGAAGAGGCCGAGGAGCACGAUGACGAGCACGAUCAUGACGACCCUGCCGCCAGCCAGCUCCAGCAAGACUUCGCCGGUGCCGAGACCAAGGAUGAAGAGACCGAUGACUCUUCCUCCGAUGAGGAAUCGCCUUCCCCUGCCCCAGUCAAGGAGAAGACUCCUCCCCGCAGCAGUGCCAAGAAGACCCGCAAGGCCAAGGAGGUUGAGACCCCGGCCAAGUCCCCGGUGAAGCGUGGACGCAAGGCUGCCGUUGCGGAGCCUGAGCCCACACCCGCGAAGACUCCCGCGGAUAGCAAGCGCCGCAGCAAGAAGCGCAAGAGUGAGGUGUAA